Molecule: messenger RNA, 1941 nt
Organism: Acipenser ruthenus (sterlet)
Lineage: Eukaryota; Metazoa; Chordata; Actinopteri; Acipenseriformes; Acipenseridae
Product: zinc finger protein DPF3-like
Exons: 10
Coding region: 84-1118 (344 amino acids)
Cellular component (GO): nucleus
Source: RefSeq, a predicted model, not a curated record
UUUUCCGUUGCUGGUUGGCUGGCCCCCUCGAUGGGCUUCUUCAGAACUCCGAGACACACAAUAUUGGGUUACAGUGUAGCAAAAUGGCGACUGUCAUUCACAAUCCCCUCAAAGCCCUGGGUGAUCAGUUCUACAAGGAGGCUAUUGAGCACUGCCGCAGCUACAAUGCCCGUCUGUGUGCAGAGCGCAGCGUGCGGCUGCCCUUCCUCGACUCCCAGACCGGGGUGGCACAGAACAACUGCUACAUCUGGAUGGAGAAACGUCACCGGGGACCAGGUCUGGCGUCUGGACAGAUGUACACGUAUCCGGCUCGCUGCUGGAGGAAGAAGAGACGAUUGCACCCACCUGAAGACCCCCAGCUCCGCCUCUGUGAGCUCAGACUGGAGGGAGAGCUGCCUCAGAGGAAGGAGGGCCAGCCGGCUGAGGGGACCACACUGGAGGCCCUGCUGAGGGGAGAGGGGCUGGACAAGAAGAACAACUCCAAGGACGAGGAGAGCCUGCUAGAGAUCCAGAGGGUUCUGGAGGCUGACGAGAACGGAGAUGGUUACCAUGACGACGACGAUUUUGAAGUUGACACUCCAAAGCGAAAACACAGGACCAAAGGACGAGGCCGUGGCUCAGGCAGGAGAAGGGCGGAGGCUGCAGUCAUGGAGGACCAGGACAAGCCCUACGUGUGUGACAUCUGCGGGAAGCGCUACAAGAACCGCCCGGGUCUCAGCUACCACUACGCCCACACCCACCUGGCAGACGAGGAGGGGGAGGUUGAGAGAGACGAGGAGCCAGCGCGCUCCCCGCCAGCCCCUAAGCGCACUGACAACCACAAACCUCAGAAGGGCCCAGACGGGACCAUCAUUCCCAAUAACUACUGUGAUUUCUGCCUGGGGGAUUCCGGCUCCAACAGGAAGACUGGCCACGCGGAGCAGCUUGUCUCCUGCUCUGAUUGCGGCCGAUCCGCUGCCCAUGGCCGAGGGACAGAGGAGAGGAAGACGGGCUGCUGCACGGAGGACUUGUUUGGGGCCACCUCGGAAAGCGACACCUCCACGUUUCACGGCUUUGACGAUGAAGAUUUUGAUGAGCCUCUAUCCAAUGGCAGCAUGGGCUCCCCCAGAUGCAGAUAGAAAAUAAACGGAAAACAAAAACUCUGAAAAAGUCUGCUGCUGCUUUUUUUUUUUCUUUUGAAGAGAAUGCUUUUUUUUUUUUUUUUUUUAGUGGACAAUUUAUGCUGCUUUUUUUUUUUUUUUUUUUGGAGCCUUAAGCUUUUUUUUAUUAUUAUUUGACUCUGCGGAAGCAAUAGAGGGACUGAACGCCACUUUUGAGGAAUGAUGAUCCGCAGCCAGUUUAUUUAAUUUAAUGUAAUUUUAUUUAAUACAAAACAUCCUGAUGCUUUUAGUUUGAGUUAAAUGACAUUUAAAAACUGAAACCCUGAAAAUGUGGAUUGAUUUGUACAAUAUGUUGUGGUAGAGAAAGCAACCAGCCUGUGUGAAAAUUAAAAGAAGAAAAGACUUGUUAAAAGACACGGAAACUAAAUUAAAUCUGUUCCAUUGGAUAUUUCUGAAAGAAGGAGAAAAAAUAAUAGCCUUGGCGAUCCCCACUGGCAAUACUGCAAGGGGAAUUGGAUUUCAGGAAUUUAACAAAAAGGUUAAAAGAAGAUUCACCACUAGAAAACCCACUUGAACUCUGUCCGAUUGUGACCACCUAGCGCAGCCACAGAGGAUCCUAGGAGCUGGGGAUGAGGGGAGUCGGGGAGGGGGGGUCAGGAGACCCUCUGGCACUGUGCGGGGAGCACACUCUGGAAAGCUGAAAGGAUCCAGCCAGCUCCAGGUUCCAGCCCCCUUGCCACAAGACGGAGGUGCAGCCCCCCGCUCUCCCCGCCUCCCCCCCCCCCACCCGGACCAAGACCCCAGGGAGGAAGACAGCCGUCCAGCCAGCCCCACAUAGCAG